Molecule: messenger RNA, 3433 nt
Organism: Nerophis lumbriciformis (worm pipefish)
Lineage: Eukaryota; Metazoa; Chordata; Actinopteri; Syngnathiformes; Syngnathidae
Gene: itcha
Product: itchy E3 ubiquitin protein ligase a
Biological process (GO): protein K63-linked ubiquitination; protein K29-linked ubiquitination; proteasome-mediated ubiquitin-dependent protein catabolic process
Cellular component (GO): cytoplasm
Molecular function (GO): ubiquitin protein ligase activity; protein binding
Source: RefSeq, a predicted model, not a curated record
AAAAUCCUCCCACCGGAACAGCCUCCAUGGUGGCCCUGGCUAGCUAGUAUGUCGGGCCAGCUUGGCUAUGAUGUCAGGCGGUGUUAUUAAUUAUUACGUGACAACAACGUCGCAGCAGCGUUAGGAGGAAAGCAGCCGCUGUGUCCUUUUAUCGUCAGUCAAUGUCAGCUGGUUCUUGGCAGUGUUAUGGAUGAACCAUGAAGGCCCAAUUACAAGUCACAGUGCUUUCAGCCAAGCUGAAGGAAAACAAAAAGAACUGGUUCGGCCCCAGUCCAUAUGUGGAAGUAGCCGUGGAUGGCCAGUCAAAGCGGACCGAGAAGUGCAACAACACACACAGUCCAAAAUGGAAGCAGGCGCUCACCGUGAUCGUGACUCCUCUCAGCAAGCUGAUAUUCCGUGUUUGGAGCUACCAGACGCUGAAGGCAGACAUCCUGUUAGGAAUGGCCACUCUGGAGAUCCAGGAGACGCUGAAGGCUAACGACUUGAAAUUGUCCGAGGUGGUACAGACGCUGCAGCUGUGCUCCGACAGAGACUCCCGGGACGUCGUCGGUGACCUGUCAGUCUGUCUAGAUGGCAUGCAAGUCGACCCCGAAGCCUUUGCCUCAGCAGAGAGAGACCAUGUUUCCCUCAGAGAUGAUGCGAGACAAAACGGCAACAGGCCAAGCAGAGACACGUCUCCGUCCAGCGACUCUGACGAGUGGGUCAUCGUACCUGAUGCUUGCACUGUCAACUCCCAGUCCGUAGGAGGUGCCACCGGUUCUCAUCGCUCUCGACCAGCUCGACCUUCUUCCGCUCCUGCUUCCUCUAGCAGUUCAUCUCCAAGUGAGUUAAGUGAGGGUCUGGCAUCUGAAGGCUCGCCCCAGGCAUCUGCCAGCGUGAGUUCAGAUCUUCAUGACAACACGGGUGCAGCGGCAGCAGCAGCAGCAGCAGCAGCAGCAGUAGCAGCAGCUGUAGCAAAACCUGCUGCUAAUGGGCCCAAACCCGUGGCACCAGCGGCGCCAUCCACCGCAGCUUCCAGGGCCAUGAGCAGUGGCCCCAUGCCACCAGGCUGGGAGCAGCGUGUGGACCCAAAUGGACGUAUGUACUUUGUCGACCACAUUGAAAAGAGAACUACCUGGGACCGACCAGAGGCUCUACCUACAGGCUGGGAACGCAGGGUGGACCCCAUGGGCCGGGUGUACUUCGUGGACCACAUCACCAGGACGACCACGUGGCAGCGCCCCACACAGGAGUCUGUGCGUAACUACGAGGAGUGGCAGCAUCAGCGCAGCCAGCUGCAGGGAGCCAUGCAGCAGUUUAACCAGAGGUUCAUCUAUGGGCUCCAAGACCAGCUUGCGGCAACAUCCAACAAAGAGUUUGACCCACUGGGACCCCUGCCGCACGGUUGGGAAAAGAGGACAGACAGCAAUGGCAGAGUGUAUUUUGUUCACCACCCAACACGGGCAACACAAUGGGAAGACCCCAGGACACAAGGGCUGCUCAAUGACAAGCCUUUGCCUGAAGGGUGGGAGAUGAGGUUCACCGUGGAUGGCACUCCCUACUUUGUGGAUCACAACAGACGAACCACAACCUACAUUGACCCACGUACAGGGAAAUCCUCCCUUGAAAACGGCCCACAGAUUACCUACGUGAGGGACUUUAAAGCCAAAGUGCAAUACUUCAGGUUCUGGUGUCAGCAACUAUCAAUGCCUCAGCACAUUAAGAUUUCUGUCACCAGGAAAACUUUGUUUGAGGAUUCAUUCCAGCAGAUCAUGAGCUUCCAUCCUCAAGAUCUUAGACGCAGAUUGUGGAUCAUUUUCCCCGGAGAGGAAGGUUUGGACUAUGGAGGUGUGGCUAGGGAAUGGUUCUUCUUGCUUUCUCACGAAGUGCUGAACCCUAUGUACUGUUUGUUUGAGUAUGCUGGCAAGGACAACUACUGCCUGCAGAUCAACCCUGCAUCCUACAUUAACCCGGACCACCUCAAGUACUUCAAGUUCAUUGGCCGCUUCAUUGCCAUGGCCUUGUUCCACGGCAAGUUCAUCGACACAGGUUUCUCCCUGCCUUUUUACAAGCGCAUCCUGAACAAGCCACUUGCUCUCAAAGACUUGGAGUCCGUGGAUCCAGAGUUUUACAACUCUCUCAUAUGGAUCAAGGAUAACAACAUAGAAGAGUGCGGUCUGGAGAUGUUCUUCUCUGUCGACAAAGAGAUCCUGGGGGAGGUCACCACCCACGAGCUCAAGCCAGACGGCGGAAACAUUCAAGUGACUGAGGAAAACAAGGAGGAGUACAUCAGGCUGGUGGCAGAGUGGAGGCUGUCCAGGGGUGUGGAGGAGCAGACCCAGGCCUUUUUUGAGGGCUUCAAUGAGGUCCUACCCCAGCAAUACCUGCAGUACUUUGAUGCUAAGGAAUUAGAGGUGAUGCUGUGUGGGAUGCAGGAGAUCGACCUCGUGGACUGGCAGAGGAACGCAAUCUACAGACAUUACACUCGAAGCAGCAAGCAGAUUCUUUGGUUUUGGCAGUUUGUGAAGGAGAUGGACAACGAGAAGAGGAUGAGGCUGCUGCAGUUCGUCACCGGUACUUGUCGUCUUCCCGUUGGCGGCUUCGCCGACCUCAUGGGAAGCAACGGGCCGCAGAAGUUCUGCAUUGAGAAGGUGGGCAAAGAGAACUGGCUUCCGCGAAGCCACACGUGCUUUAAUCGUCUGGACCUGCCUCCUUACAAGAGCUACGAGCAGCUGAAGGAGAAACUCAUGUUUGCCAUCGAGGAGACAGAAGGUUUCGGGCAGGAGUAACCACAGCACUUUUUCCUCGCGUUUGUCUCUACAGCCUGGAGCUGCUUUUAUUUCCCAGAGUCACCAACUAUAUGCAAUUCCGCAGCUGCUUUCAAAGCGCUUUCAGAAUAAGAGACUCUUCCCUGCAUUGAUCUGACAUGGCUCCGCGUGCUAACAGUGGUUGUUUCUUCACCCCUUUCACAACAUGCUUAACGCUGUGCAAAUGUGGAACAGAAAAAGCUCCAUGAGGACCUCCCUGUCAAGACUAUGCACUCAGAUUAUAUUUUGAAAUUAUAUUUGAUUUAUACAUCUAAAAAAAUCUGUUUUUUUCUUGUAUUCGAAUGGCUGAUUGGAUUGAUUAAUGUAGCACAGGCUGUUCUUUUAAAAAAAAAAAUCUUCUCAUUUAGUAGUUUGCACAUGGACUGUGAAGGGCAAGACAGCAUGCUUUUAUUUCUUUUUCUUUUUCAAGUGCAAUAGUUUCGCAGCUGUACCAACAAUAGUCUUGAUCACUCUACGAGAUAAGUUUUCACUUUUCAGUGCUGAUUUUACUCUCUGAUUUGAAGACCGGCCGGCGCAGGUUUUCAAAUCUUUUUAACGGUUUGGUUUAGAGUUCAUCGGACCAGGACCAAAUUAGCAGAAAAAAGGGGGCGUUCUUAUCUGUGUAAUACAAAAAUAUCGGCCCUCGA